This is a messenger RNA of Megalopta genalis, 2756 nucleotides long. It is a transcript of the gene Acsf2, whose product is annotated as Acyl-CoA synthetase family member 2. Gene Ontology annotation, molecular function: medium-chain fatty acid-CoA ligase activity. The record is from RefSeq and is a predicted model, not a curated record. Lineage: Eukaryota; Metazoa; Arthropoda; Insecta; Hymenoptera; Halictidae. Gene Ontology annotation, biological process: fatty acid metabolic process.
GAAUCGGUAACAAGGUUCGAGCAACGACUGGCAGCGGAUUCCGCGGUGCGACGAUCUCCGGAGGAAAAGUCACCAGCCUUGGUUUUUUUUUCUUUCGAGCGCGCCUAUACAGAUCGCCGAAGUACGUAGCAACUUAUCGACGAUUGUAUAACCGGAUGACGUGUCCGUUUGGUCGCAGCGUCGCGGGAGGAUUAAUGUGCUCCGUCGUUUAAUAGUGCGGACACGGUAACGGCGACGGACGGACCGAGCCGAAACGCACGCGUAAACAGACGUGACACGCGGCGACCGCAUUUCCAUGGCUGCUCCGAUGUUGUGAUUUAAGAGCGGCAUCGACAGGUAGUCGACGCUACGGUGGACCCAUUAAAUCCGAAGAAAUGCUGCGCACGUUCAAGGCGAUCCCAGCAGCAAGCAGCAACGGCUGCUGGCAGCUCUGCGGAGGAAUCUUUGCAGCGGAAAAGCCGCACGACAACGGACGGACGUGGAAACAGCGGCGGGUGUCCGUGCAACAAAAGCGACUUAAUCACGAUGCUGGGACGAAUUUGGCGCACAUAGCGCACGGCGGGAACGUGCCGUUGUUGAACUGGACCGUCGGCGAACUGGUCGGCACGGCAGCGGAGAGAUGGCCGAACAAAGUCUGCCUGGUGUCUGUCGAACAAGACAUUCGUCUGACGUUCUCGGAGCUGUUGCGUCGAGGUGAUCGUCUGGCGGCAGGUCUGAGGAGUCUGGGCCUGAGAAGAGGCGACCGCGUGGGAAUCUGGGGCCCGAACCAGGCGGAGUGGCUGCUGUCUUUCGUGGCGAUAGCCAGGGCCGGGAUGAUCGUGGUUGCGAUCAACCCCGCGUACCAACAGGACGAGAUCAACUAUUGCUUGGAGAAGGUUGGCGUCGCCGCGGUGAUCUCGCCGAAGAGCUUCAAGAGCCAAAACUACCCGGGCAUGCUGCUCACAGCGAUGCGGCACUGUCCCAGUUUGCGGCACAUAAUUAUCAAUUCGAAGGAUCACGUGACGGGCACCCGACGGCUCUGCGACGUCGAGGAGCUGCCAUCGAGGGGCGAGGUCGAGGCGAUCGCCAAGGAACAGGAGGCGAUCUCCUGCUACGACGGCAGCAACAUUCAGUUCACCUCGGGGACCACUGGAAGGCCGAAGGCGGCUCUGCUAAGCCAUAGGGGAUUGGUGAACAACGCGCGGCAGGUUCUAGAGCGAAUGGAGAUGCGCGAGGAGCUUAAGGCCUGCAUGAACGUGCCAUUCUUCCACGUGUUCGGCGUCGUGAAGAGCCUGGAGAUGAUGCACGCCGGGACCACGAUCGUGCUCGAGUCACCCUCGUUCAACCCGGUGAAGUCGAUCGAGGCGAUCCUGAAAGAGAAAUGCGAGAUCGCUUAUGGUACACCGACGAUGUGGAUCAAUCUUCUCGACACCUAUCAACGGCUCCAGCCACCCCCGAUCACGCUGUACUGCGGGGUCACCGGCGGAUCCCCCGCCUCGCCGGAGCUCUUCAAGAGGAUACGCGAGUGUUUCCGCUUCGACAAGAUUAAGACUAUCUACGGCCAGACGGAGGCAACUGCGGUGGUCUGCCAGUCGCUGCCAGGCGAGGCCGCGGAAUUGACGGAGACCACGAUCGGCCACAUCUCCUGCCACACGGAGCUCAAGGUCGUGGACUCCAAAGGCGAGACGGUGCCCUUCGGGACAGUCGGGGAGCUACUGGUACGCAGCUACGGCGUGAUGAUCAAGUACUGGGACGACGAAGAGAACACGAAGAAGACCGUGACGGAGGACGGCUGGAUGAUAACCGGCGACCAAUUCAUUCUGCGCUCGGACGGCUACGGGCACAUAGUCGGUCGACUGAAGGACAUGGUGAUCCGGGGCGGCGAGAACAUUUACCCAAAGGAGGUCGAGGACUUCUUGAUGACGCAUCCCCAGGUGCUCGAGGCGCAAGUCGUCGGCGUGCACGACGACGUCUACGGCGAGGAGAUGUGCGCGUGCGUGCGUGUUCGCGAAGGCGCCAGGAUCACCAAGGAGGAGCUCAGGGAGUACGGCAAGGGCAGGAUAGCGCACUACAAGAUACCACGGUACAUCGAGUUCGUCGACGAGUACCCGAAGACCACCAGCGGCAAGGUGCAAAAGUUCCUGCUGAAACAGGAAAUGGAGCGAAGCGGCGCGGUCCCGGCGAGCCCGCGAACAUCUGGCCGGCUCGCGAAGUCCGCCUGCCAUUAUUAACCCUUUGCGGUCUGAUCUCGUCCGAAGAUCAGAGCGUCACCACCCGUGGAAGUCGCGCGAAAUCGGAAUAAUAUUCCGGCGUAAUUGAGACGUAAUAUUUUGUGACUGUUUAUACAUAAGCGUAAGAAAUGCUUGCUUUAUGCAUCGCGUAUUUCGCACACUGUCUGUAGAUGGAGCGUACGAAAUCGUUUGCGUUAGUCGAACAAGAAAGUUCGUCGAAGAAAAUUGUACUGCCUGGACAAAAGUAUGAGACCUCAAGAAACAAAAGUAUGAAAAUGAUUGCAGUAAAUUCUCCCUGAUUUUCCUUCGGCUUGUAAACGAAAGUGGACAGUUUGGGAAGAGGAGAUACGAUUAUUCGAGCCUUGCACCUCGUUCUCGUAAUUGUUCACAAUCGGCAACUAUAAAAAUUAGGGAGAACUUACUGUAUUUAUUUUGAAGAAACGCACUACUCUCUGUAGUCUCUUUUAAAUUGUAGCACAAAUUAUAACUUGUUUCAUGCAAGAUUCUUAUUCGUUUUUAAGAGUAAAUCGCGCAAUUUAUAAUUGA